Messenger RNA from Melanotaenia boesemani (Boeseman's rainbowfish), 1356 nucleotides. RefSeq names its product nanos homolog 3 (gene nanos3). The transcript has 2 exons. Gene Ontology annotation, biological process: negative regulation of translation; oogenesis. The coding region runs from base 79 to 756 and encodes 225 amino acids. Gene Ontology annotation, molecular function: mRNA binding; zinc ion binding. Gene Ontology annotation, cellular component: perinuclear region of cytoplasm. NCBI's taxonomy places the organism in Eukaryota, Metazoa, Chordata, Actinopteri, Atheriniformes, Melanotaeniidae. The record is from RefSeq and is a predicted model, not a curated record.
UGGUGCGCGUCCAUCGCAGUUUUUCACCAGUUCUUUGCUCAUUCUUGUAAAGUCGAAGUAAUUAUUCGAUUGAACGGCAUGGUGUGGGGACUCUCCCAUCACCCGCCGCGCUUCAUGGAUCCAAACAGCAAAAGUUUCCAGCCCUGGAGGGAUUAUAUGGGACUGUCGGACACAAUCAGAGAAAUCCUGGGUCGGAACACCGCUGCUGAGUCCUCCCUUCCAGAGUGCAAGGCUCAUCCCUCGCCGCCUGUUGAUUUGAGCAAAACUCUAAUGACCAUGCACAUUAACGCAGUCUGCCAGAAUGACACCGGAGAAGAGGCGUCAGGAGUCCACAUUGAAUACUCGCUGCCAGACUUAAUGGUACCUGAGCGCCCGGCCGACAAUUUCCGCUACGCAUUAAAUUCAUUCGGUCCUGAUGCGCCGCACGCAGGGGAUUUAAAGCCAGUGCCAAACCUGAUGAGUCCCAGGAGGCCAAAGGACCGCAAGAAGACGAGUCGUUUCAAAACUCCCGAGCCGCCAGCGUUGCCUCCUUCUUCUGAGCGCAUGUUCUGCAGCUUCUGCAAGCACAACGGGGAGUCUGAGCUGGUGUACGGAUCCCACUGGCUGAAGAACCAGGUAGGAGAUGUCUUAUGUCCCUACCUGCGGCAGUAUGUGUGUCCUCAAUGCGGAGCCACGGGGACCAAAGCUCACACCAAGCGGUUCUGUCCCAAAGUGGACAGCACGUACAGCUCUGUGUAUGUCAAGUCAAGACGCUGAAUCCACAGGUCGCAACAAGACACCGCACAGAAGACAGCAGCCAUUUUUUGAGUGUAUUAUUCGUAUUAUCAAUAUUGGCAUUAUUAUUUAAAGUGUGCUUUGUUGUGUUUUUAUUAUUUAGUCUUUUGCAUGUUUUGGCAUGUUUUCUGUAAGGCCUAUUGGGGUUGAUUUCCAGCUGGUGUUUUGCAAGCCUACUUUCCCAGCGUCUGUUUGGUGUUUGGAUUUUUUACUUUGAAGAACGACUGCCAGAUAUUAUGUUUGGGAGGAGAGUACGGAGGAAAAAAACAAGUUACAAAAGAAAGGUUUUGUUUUUAUGUACUUUUUAAAACUGGUGUCAAUUUUCAUAAUUCCUGUUGAUGCAUUUAAGGAUUCUAACACUCAAACCCAAGACCUCCACAGACAUCAGAAAUAACUUAAAUACCCUGCGUUAAUAUCAUGGGACUAUUUUAAUCUUUUAAUGUGUAUGUUUUUAUUUUUGGGUUCUAUUGGGAAAAAAAACAUUCCAGCGAUUUGUAGGGAAAAGAGAAAAUGAAAAUGUGAACGUUUGUAUGCUUAAAGUUAUAAAUGUCUAAAAUGGCUAAAUCUGUGUUUGCAUUCUCA